Molecule: messenger RNA, 4958 nt
Organism: Archocentrus centrarchus (flier cichlid)
Lineage: Eukaryota; Metazoa; Chordata; Actinopteri; Cichliformes; Cichlidae
Gene: rnf111
Product: ring finger protein 111
Exons: 15
Coding region: 588-3662 (1024 amino acids)
Source: RefSeq, a predicted model, not a curated record
CGACUGCGUUGUAGCAGCGACCAGCCAACAGACGACCUGCUGGGUAAACAACAGUGGAUUCAUCGGAAGGCAGGAAUGGGAACUUCGUCGAGGGCAAAUAGUGAGAAAUUUCUAUCUUGUCAAAUAGAGCCAUAACACGGAGGUCGUAUUAUCUCUUCCGAGUCGACUGGGUUUCUUUUUCGAGCUAAAAUGGCUGAUUAUGAUCGAGUAUUUACUGGGUGAAGUGGAGCUAGCUUUAGCUUAGCUCAUAGCCAUCCGGGGCCCGCUGCCUUCGGUUUUGCUUCUCGGCACGGCUCGGGACUGUGUGUUGCCAGUUUCACAAUCCCGGCCGCUACUGUCCUCCGGGUCGCGAUUUCUGCGUACUACUAGGCCUGCUUAGUUGUGGUUAGGGUAACACGUAGAAAACUACCUGUUUUCACUGCUUGUCAGUAUUUCCCGCAAGAUUCAACCCCGCAUGUUGCGAAAAGGACGGUGACACAUUUUGAAAAAAGGACUUAAACCCAGGUUUUGUGACAUGCAGUGGUGAAAGGGCUAGAAAUUAAUGCAAGUGCACUUGGUCUUUGCCCCUUGAGGUCAGACCUGCCACCAUGAAGAGUGAGGUGCCAUCUGAGGCCGCCAGCAGAGAGGAGCAUAUGAAGGAGCAACUGGUGAACCCUGAACCUAUGGAGGCAGCCAAGAGCUUCCCUAACAACAUGGAGGUGAUUGGAAAGGCUGGCAGUGAUUUUGAAGCCCUUUGUGAGUCCAGGCAUCGGCCCCUGAGGGACACAGGGACACAUAGAGACUCAGAACGGAGCUUUCCUGGGCGUAGAAAACGAAAAGGCCAACAGGCAGGCCCAUCAGACUGCUCGCUGAAGGAGGGCCACAUCAGUGAAAGCUCACUGGCACCUCAGCGUCCCAGAGUAGAACUUUUGCAGCAGCCCAGUGAGGAUGAGCAUAAUCAUGAAUCCUCUUUUAGUGACUGUGCUUCUUCCCCUUCAUCCAGCCUGCGAUUUGGGGACUCAGAAACUCUUAGCUCGGAAGACGAGGGGGAAGCAGGAGCAACAGGAGGCCAACACAAGGCUCCUGCCUUGACAGCAGGUGGAGCCACCGGAGUCGGCUUGCGCCCUGUUCUGGGCCGAACUCGGGGCAAUCGUGGUCAUAAGUUGGUGCGGUCUGAUGCUGAGCCCGUGUUGCUGAAGCGACCGUGUCUGAGCAGCCGGCGGCCUCUGCAUAGGAAACGCUUUGUGAAAACGGCUCCUGGAGGAGGUCAGCGGACUCAGAAGCAAAAGGAGCGACUACUACAGCAGAGGAAGAAUCGUGAAAUGUUUGCACGUAAGAAGUAUGCUCUACACCAUAGCACCAGUAGUUCCAGCGAGGAGCUGAGCGGUGACUUGUCCUCUGACUCAUCUACUGAAGCAGAAGAUGAGAUGUAUGUAGAUGUCAGCAGCACCAGCAGCCAGCCCAACAGUGCUGCUGUGGCCUCAGGUGCUCUGGACGAAGAUGUGGUGGUGAUUGAGGCGUCUCCAGCUCCUGCUCCUGCUGUCCCUGCAAGUGAGGAGAUCAAUGUCACUUCAACUGACAGUGAGGUAGAGAUCGUCACAGUUGGAGAGGGAUUCAGGUCUCGCUCAGUGGGGGGUCUUGGCCGAAUGUGGGGUAAUAGUUGCUCCCAGAAUCGCCUCCAGGAGCCACGUGGACGUCACAGACUCUCCACCGUUAUUCAACCGCUGCGUCAGAAUGCUGGGGAGGUGGUGGACCUCACAGUCGAUGAAGAUGAUCUCUCAGUUGUGCCAACAACCUCUGGCAGCAUUCAGCCUCAAACAGUCAGGUCAUCCUCGUCAUCAUCAUCAUCAUCCCAUCAUGCCUCUACCUCAGAGCUCAAUGAUGCCCCAGGCCCUUCCACUAGCUGCCCAGGUUCAAUAUCUGAAAGUAUGCACACACAGAGGCCAAGUGGCUCUGCUCGCAUAGCACCAGAGGAUGACAACAGACCAGGUUUGUCAGGUACAACAGGAGAAAAUGCAGGCGCAGCCAUGCCCAGGCUCCCAUCCUGUUGUCAGCAGCACUCCCCGUGCGGAGGCCCCACCCCUGGUCACCUGCCCCUGAGCCACUCCCAUUCAAGCUGCUUGCAGGCAUCAUCUUCUCAGCAGACCAGCGGCUCACAGCACAGCCACAGCAACACUCAACACUUUCUCCACCAUGCCCAUCACCCAGCACCGCAGCCCCCAGGCACCGUGCUCUUUCAGGAGCCGACCUGCCCUGUGGUGCGACCCAGUGCUCUGCCUGCCCCCUGCGCUGGUGUCAGCAGCAGCAGCAACAGCAGUAGUAGCAGCAAUGCAGCCCACUACCAUGACCAGCAAACUCUACCAGUGGACCUGAGCAACAGCAGUGUUCGAAGCAGUGGAAACAGCGGGGCGAGUUUCCAUGGCAGCACUUCAGCCUUUGACCCCUGCUGCCCAGGUUCCACCUCACGGCCCCCUGCUUACGUUUCCCAGGCCACCCCUGGGCCCAGCCAGCCAAGUGUGGUGGACUCAUUCAACUCCCCCAUGGUGGCUCAGCCCCAGCCACAAACACAACCCCAGCCCUGCAGACAUUACAUGCACCCAACUUAUGGCCCUCUAACACGUUCACUGCAUCAUCAGCCCUCCUCCACCUGUCCUCAUUCUCAUGGGAACCCUCAGCUUACACCUCAGACCCCUGGACAAGGUGAAUUUCUCAUUCCCCACACCUUUCAUGGACCACUGUCAUCCCACCCGGCUGGCCAUGCUGUGCCGCCCGCCCCUCCCCCUUCUCUGUCUACCCACCACCUCCCUAAUUCAAGUGCCCAGCUUGCCCAACAUCUUCCCACAGACCACCAGACCUUGCCGCACCACAUGUCGACACUAGGAGCCUCAGUGCCGAGGCUCCAUCAGCACGACAUAAUGCAGAGGAUGGAGGUUCAGAGGCGCAGGAUGAUGCAGCAUCCCACGCGAGCACAUGAGCGUCCACCUCCACACCCCCACAGAAUGCACCCCAACUACGGCCAUGGACACCAUAUCCAUGUGCCACAAACUAUGUCUUCCCAUCCUCGCCAGCCUGAGCAGAGAACUGCAUGGGAGCUCGGCAUCGAGGCCGUGGCCCCGUUCCCUUCAGGGCACCUGCACUCCCACCUGCCCCACUACCACCCUCCCCCAAGACUGCACCACUUUCCCAUCCCCUUCAUGCACACUGGCAUAUCUGAAAUGACCUACCCGCACAUUAGGUACAUCUCAUCUAGAAUGACUGGCUUUGGAAGAACCUAUGAGGACCUGCUGCAUUUAGAGGAAAGACUGGGGACUGUGAACCGAGGAGCCUCUCAGGGAACCAUAGAGAGGUGCACUUAUCCACACAAGUACAAAAAGAAGGUGUUGGAGAGAGACAUUGACCAACAGUUAACCCCUGAAGCUUGGGCAUCUAUUGGGAAAAAUAUGCACGCAGCCCCAGAAUCGAGGAAGCUGCACGGUAAGCAAGACGAAGACGAGGGGGCAGACGAAGACACAGAAGAGAAAUGCACCAUCUGCCUGUCAAUACUGGAGGAGGGGGAGGAUGUCAGACGCCUACCGUGUAUGCACCUCUUCCAUCAGCUGUGUGUGGAUCAGUGGCUCCUCACUAAUAAGAAGUGCCCCAUCUGCAGAGUGGACAUUGAGGCGCAGUUGUCUGCUGAGAGUUGAUGCUGUUGUUUUUUUUUGUUUGUUUUGUCGUUGUUGUUUCCCCCUUUUUUUUUUUUUUUUUUUUUUUUUUUUCCUCUAACAACCCUUUUGUUGAAAAUUUAUGUUGAGAUCAGAUUAUUUCUCUUCAGUACUGCAGUCAACCAAAGAUGGCAUGAAUUACCUGUGCAGCAGCUAUACUGCAAGAAUAUUAAAAACAAACAAACAAAAAAACAUCUGACAAAAAAGCAUUGAGCCUAGAGUGCCAGCUAUCACAUGUAACUACAACAGCUAGAAUUCUCCAUUAAGGGUUUAAGAUUUUAUUGUAUUUAUAAAGCUUUUAUGUAGCUUCUGAUUGUUUCCUCAAGUGUCAUUUUCGUUCUGUUUCUCUGCAUGUUUCCUCGCAAUGCAUUUCUUUGCACAUAUAAUGUGGGCUCGACACAGCCUAACAAGUUGCAGGUGAGGAUAGCUGCUCUAGUAAAGAUGCAUUUCUGUAAACCUAAUGCCUUGCUUUACUAGAAUAGAAUGUCAACCUCCAGUUAAAAAAAAAGUACAACAAAAAAACAAAAAACAAACAUUGCAGGAUUCAUUUUACCAAUCAUUGUAUUGAUUAGUUUAUGUUUAGAAGAUGUGGAUUGUUAGUGAAAGAUGUUUUUUUUAAGUAAAUCAAGACAUUCCUAACUAGGGAACUAUGUUAACAGAUCAGCUGCUGUAUUAGUGCACACCCAGUAUUUCUAGAGUGGAAAUCAACUACGAUGUUCACCUCACUCCCAGAAUAUGCACAUGCUUUGCUACGAUUACACCCCACCCUGAACCCCCCCAGCACCUUCAUUUGACUACAACACCGUUACCACCACCAUCCGAUGUAUUUUAGAGGACAAGAAAAAGAAUGUCACCUCCCUCUCUUUGACUGUUCUUUCUAAACCCAACGAUUGUCGGGAUCUGCUGUGAAUCUUUUCUUCUUCGUUCUGUUUGGGGUUCCUUCCUGCAGACGGGCCUGCGGACGCUAGGUUUAUGUAAGAUGAUCUCAGGUCGACGCACGGCCCCGCAACCUGGGAUCAUUUUGUCACUUUGAUACUGGCAGUGGCGUUGACUUUUCUUUUCCUGUGUGUGUGUGUGUGUGUGUGUGUGUGUGUGUGUGUGUGUGUGUGCGUGCGUGCGUUCAGAGGGAAAUACACAGCUCAAUUUGAGAUGAAUAUUUACUGUUUGUUCUCACACGUCAAACCAUUUCACCCACCCUCCCUUUUGUCUCUCUGUAGUUGAGCAGCAGCGUCUGCUUCGGCCGCUGCAGAAAGAAAAAAACAAACAAACAAAAAAAAA